This is a messenger RNA of Psilocybe cubensis, 777 nucleotides long. RefSeq lists its product as uncharacterized. Lineage: Eukaryota; Fungi; Basidiomycota; Agaricomycetes; Agaricales; Agrocybaceae. The transcript has 9 exons. The record is from RefSeq and is a predicted model, not a curated record. Bases 1 to 777 code for a protein of 258 amino acids.
AUGGACCCUAAUAUUCCACUAAGUCCUGAUAUCGUCACUCUUGGAUAUGACCUCCUCGCGUUUAAGGUAAUAGCUUUGGUUUCGUUCCUUAUCGUUUCUGAAUCCCCCGAUCAGCGAUACUAUGUUGGGAUGGCCGCGUUACUUGCAUAUGAUUAUUGCUUGACUAUUCGGCAGGAGAUAGAGACCAUCUGGAAAGGGAAUAGGUCUUUGGGUAUGAAAACAACUCUUUGGACGGCUGAGAGCAGCUGCAAUCGAUUUGCAAUCGUCGAGUGGAUUCAGACAUUGCUCAUUGUGUUACCUGCGGAAGCUGUAUUGGUCCUACGGGAUACUGCUUACCUUGGGGUCUCAAUUUUCUUCGAUUUUACCGUCUUCAUCUUCACCAUCUGCCGUACCGUCAAUUUCAGCCAAAUAAAACUUCCCACUGCCUCCCUUUUAAGAACGAUUCUAAGAGACGGCGCAUUCUACUUCUUGGUCAUUUUGUCAGGAAAUAUUGUAUGGAUGGUAUGCUCCCUCACUGGUCGGCGAGGCAUUAAGUUGAUAAAUGCACAACCAAGCAUGCUACUAACUUCCAUCAUGAUCACCCGACUUACACUGUCUUUACGAUCUGCUCUGAGUAAAGACGGGACUGCACUUCCUAUCUCUUGGCCAAGGGAUAUUAUGUAUACAAAUGACGAAUUGGCCACAACGUCGCAUCUUCCAACUACGUCCACAGUCAGUGACUUUGUUAUUGUCAGUAGGAGUGAAGAAGCUGUGGUUGAAAGGGAUAAUCCAGCUUAG